Molecule: messenger RNA, 1525 nt
Organism: Neurospora tetraspora
Lineage: Eukaryota; Fungi; Ascomycota; Sordariomycetes; Sordariales; Sordariaceae
Exons: 2
Coding region: 272-1399 (375 amino acids)
Molecular function (GO): oxidoreductase activity
Source: RefSeq, a predicted model, not a curated record
GAGCGGAGAAGCUAAGGGAAAGCGAUCUCCCCGCCGUCUUACAAAUCGCGAUCCGUUAGUGACCCACAUCGCGAAGAGGACACCACAUUCAUCAGCUGGUUACAUCAUCAAUUCUUACAACACUGGAAGAACAUAAACUCCUCCACUUCACUUCACAUCACAACAUUCGUCUAUAAAGAAGACAAAGCCCAAAUCUCGAACACAGAUCACUCAAAACCCCACUGUCCAGUUUAUCUCACCCGUUUUUGAAGCACAAACAACUUCAUUCACCAUGGUUACUUUUACUCAAACAAAGGAAGUCCAGCAGUGGCACACCCUCGAAGAUGGCUUCGAUAACCUCACCCGUGGUACCGCGCCCAUGCCUACUCCCGGCCAGGACGAGGUGUUGGUAGAGAUCAAGGCUGUGUCGCUUAAUUACCGUGAUACGGAGGUAACAAACGGCGAAUACAACCACCACAAAACCCUUUCCAAGCGUUCCACGCCCCUCGUCCCCUGCUCCGACGCCCUGGGCGUCAUCGUCGCUCUCGGCCCCAACGCCGACUCCACCUGGUCCGUAGGCGACCGCGUCCUCUCCACCUUCAGCCAAUCCCACCUCACCGGGCAAAUCACCGCGCAGGACCUGGCCUCGGGGCUCGGCAAGCCUCUCGACGGCGUGUUGCAGACCUACCGCGUUUUCCCAUCCACGGGCCUCGUCCGGGUCCCGGAGUACUUGACAGACGAAGAGGCGAGUUGCCUACCCAUCGCUGCCGUAACAGCUUGGAUGGCGAUUUUCGGCAUGGAGCCCCCCUUUGGCACCUGGGCCGCCAAAGAAGAAGAAGGGAAGCAGCAGCCGUUGAAGGGAAAGACGGUGGUGCUUGAGGGUACAGGUGGUGUGGCUGUCGCGGGGUUGCAGAUUGCUAAAGCGGCCGGGGCGAGGACGAUUAUCACUAGCUCGAGCGAUGAGAAACUGCGCAGGGCUAAGGAGGAGUUGGGUGCAGAUUAUGUGGUUAAUUACAAGACUACUCCCGGUUGGGAGGAGAAGGUUAUGGAGAUUACGGAGGGCAAUGGGGCGGAUAUUAUUUUGGAGACGGGUGGGGCGGGGACGUUGUAUAAGGCGCUGGAUUGUAUUGCGUUUGGUGGGCUGAUUUCUUGCAUUGGGUAUACGUCGGGUAAGGAGGAUAAGGAGGGUGAGGGGGGCAGCAGGAUGAAUAUGAACUUGUUGGUGUUGAGGAGGAAUGUGACGCUCAAGGGCAUCAUUAAUGGUCCGAGGGAUCGGUUCGAGGAGAUGUGCGAGUUUUAUGAGAGGCAUCAGAUUAGGCCGGUGGUGGAUAGGGUAUUUGGGUUUGAGGAGGGCAAGGAGGCGAUCAAGUACUUGAGGAGCGGAAGUCACUUUGGGAAGGUGGUUGUUAAGGUCCAGUAGGAAAGGUCGAUUAAGAGUCGGAAUAUUUUGGCGUAGUUUGGAGCUGAAUGAUCCAACACCGAUCGCCAGGAUUGUAACAGUCUCCGCAAGUCACUAGUUGUUGGUGAGCUCAUAUUGGUGAUCUGC